AUGUCAUCUCGAUAUGGUGAACCUGCGAAAAGUUGGUCAAUCAAAGGCCUGUUCUCACGAAGUGCCAAGGGAAAGCCGAUUCUGGAUGACUGCCGCUCUGAGAUCACCCUGAUUCAACAGAGACUCAUGGGGGACCCUGUGAUCCUGUUGAGCCGUACCCUUGCGGACAUGGGAUCUGUCAGUUCUGCAACCUCUUCAGUGAAGCGACAAUUAACGAUCCCAGUGAUGCUCCCACGACAGGUUCUUUCCAGGCACCGAUCACGUGACAUACAGGGGGGCUGGACGGUGGCCAAUCCCGUUGGUUUCUCGCGUUCCUCCGAAUUCUUGCAUCUCACCAAGGACGGGAGCCAGCCUCGCCUGGGUAUUUGA
This is a messenger RNA of Penicillium daleae, 369 nucleotides long. RefSeq lists its product as uncharacterized. NCBI's taxonomy places the organism in Eukaryota, Fungi, Ascomycota, Eurotiomycetes, Eurotiales, Aspergillaceae. The record is from RefSeq and is a predicted model, not a curated record. The coding region runs from base 1 to 369 and encodes 122 amino acids. The transcript is spliced from 2 exons.